AUGAAAUCUGUUGUGAGUGCCAUUAUUGAUCAAGAUGAAUUGGGAAAGAGAGGAGCAUCCGCUUACGUGGACGAUACUUUUGUCAAUAAGGAAGUAGUGAGUCUCGAUUAUGUCAAAAGAUAUUUUGAAAAAUAUGGUUUAGAGAGUAAAGAAGGUGAACAGAUUGGAUAUAAUGGGGUUUGUAUUUCGGGAUUACGUGUGUACAAGGGUUGGGACGAUAAAGUUUGCGAUGAAAACUUAAAGCGUGUACUUCAAGAGGUUUAUGAUGAGAUUGCAAAGUGCAAUCCAGCUUAUGGUGAUUGGGCUGUACAUGGUGACGAGGGGAAUGUGUGGGUUGAUGCAAGUUCUUUGGCAAGUGGUGCAGUUAUUCAAGUUGGUAAAACUACUGUAGAAGAUGCAACAUGGCUACAAAAAGAAAUGUCUGAGGAUUACAUAAACAUGGCAGAGCUGGAUGCUGUAAGGCAUGGAAUGAAUAUGGUUUUGACGUGGAAAUUAAAGAAAGUAACUAUCUUUACUGAUUCCGUGACAGUGUUCCAUUGGGUCUCUGACGCUCUCACUGAAUAUGGUAUUAAUGUGAGUGUAAAACUUGUUCCUUCAAAAGACAACUUAGCUGACGCAUUGACUAGAGUUCGAAGUAGAUGGUUGAAUAAAUUGACGGAGGCUAAGCAUUCGAGUAAUUCUGUUGGAGCAGUAUUUGCAGAGGCUGAAUCCAUUUCUAGCAUACACAAGAGAACUGGUCACUUUGGAGUGAAUCGCACUCUAAACUUUGUUCGUAAAAUAAUUUUAACUGCUACCAAAAAUAACGUUAGAGAAGUAAUUAAAAAUUGCAAACCAUGUCAGUCAAUAGAUCCAGCACCUGUACAAUGGGAGAAGGGAAAAUUGAGCGUUAAAGAAAAAUGGGAAAGAGUGGCCAUGGAUAUCACAAAUUUUGGCACAGAAAAAUUUUUAACUCUGGUUGAUUGCGAACCUUUAAGCACUGUGGCUUUCAAGUUCAUACGGAAGUAUUGCCAUUACUCGAAUACUCCGCCUUAUCUUUUGCGAGCGAGGAGCACCAUCUGA
This is a messenger RNA of Hydra vulgaris (swiftwater hydra), 1059 nucleotides long. RefSeq lists its product as uncharacterized. Gene Ontology annotation, molecular function: RNA-DNA hybrid ribonuclease activity; nucleic acid binding. Lineage: Eukaryota; Metazoa; Cnidaria; Hydrozoa; Anthoathecata; Hydridae. The record is from RefSeq and is a predicted model, not a curated record.